AUGUCGUUUCUGUUCAAGUCGUCCAAGAAACAGCAGGGCUCUGCGCUACCUGCUGCGACGCGCAACAUCAAGUCUUCGGACGGCCCCGGUCCUCCCUCGAAUAUCCCCUCGGCUUCUGGACAUGCGCGAGACGGCUCCAAUGGUAGCCCGAGAGAGAAGUCCCAGCAGACCCCUACGCCCGGCACCAGUGUCAACUCGCUCAAUUCACUGGGUGAGAAGCUACAAGAUAGCCCUCAAUGGUCGUCCGAAAAGCCCUCGAACACACCCAGCCCCGAGCAAAAGGCUUUGCGCGACCGUGCCGACAGCGACUUACAACAUGAUUCCUCGCCGUAUCCCUGGUCCCAGCGACACCUAAACUUCACCGUCCCUACGAACCAUCCUUUUCCUCGCUAUGGCGCCGCUGCCAAUUCACUCUCUUCCAAGGAUGGCUCCAUAUACAUCAUGGGCGGUUUGAUUCACGGCUCGACGGUCAAGGGCGACCUUUGGAUGAUUGAGGCUGCUCCCAACAACCUCAGCUGCUACCCUGUGGCAACCACUUCCGAGGGCCCUGGUCCGAGAGUCGGGCAUGCUGCCUUGCUUGUUGGAAAUGCUUUCAUCGUCUUUGGAGGAGAUACAAAAACGGACGAGACCGACAUGCUCGACGACACCCUUUACUUGCUGAACACUUCUACUAAGCAAUGGUCAAGAGCCGCCCCAGCAGGCCCUCGUCCUCCGGGUCGUUAUGGCCACUCCCUGAACAUCAUCGGCUCCAAGAUCUAUAUUUUCGGCGGUCAAGUCGAAGGCUUCUUCUUUAACGAUCUAGUCACGUUUGACCUCAAUGCGCUCCAACAGGCUAGCAAUCGGUGGGAGACGCUGAUCCAGAACACUAUCGAUGGAGGCCCUCCACACGGACAGAUUCCUCCAGCACUUACCUGGUUCAGCGACGUCUGGUCCUAUGACCCCCGAACCAAUUCUUGGUCGCAACUUGAAUGCAUCGGCUACAUCCCAGUAGCGCGUGAGGGACAUGCAGCUGCGUUGGUUGGCGACGUCAUGUAUGUGUUUGGAGGCCGUACUGAAGAGGGCAACGAUCUCGGUGACCUUGCGGCUUUCCGCAUCACAACUCGGCGUUGGUACACUUUCCAGAACAUGGGUCCUUCGCCCUCACCACGUUCCGGACAUAGUAUGACUGCUUUCGGGAAACACAUUGUUGUUACUGGUGGUGAGCCAAGCUCAGCUCCGCGUGAUGCUGACGAACUCAGUCUUGCCUAUUACUUGGAUACUAGUAAGAUCAGGUAUCCUAACGACUCCCAGUCACAAAUGCCUGCCGACCAACGAAUUCAGGGUCACAGACGUCCAAGUGGUGAACGGACUGGUAUCCCGCAGAGUCGUGCCGCCCUUCGAGAUCAAGCAGAUUUUGAUGGUCCACGACGCCCUGGCAGAGAUAGUUCCGUUCCAAUCAACCGAGCUCCUGAUCAAAUGACUGUAGGUUCAAAACUGCCUCGUGCCGCUGGAUCCUCAGGACCCGGUCCAGUGCCUCAACAGCAACAACAACAAAACAAGCCUACAACACCACCGAGUCGUCAACCGACCAGACCAGAACGUGCGCUGAGCCCGAACCAAGCUGGCGCGUCACCCACUGUUACGCCCACUCAACCAAUGCAUCGUAAGCAUCCUUCACUUCGAGACUUGGAGUCACAAGAACGAUUUGACCGUGGAUCACCUGUCGACAUGUCCCGUCAUCCUGCCCAACGAGAAAUCGUAGCAGAUAAUGCUCGUCAGGAUGUGCAGAGAGAAGCCCUUGUCGACAGCGCACUGGACCAAGCAACUAGUUCUAAUCAAGAUACCGACGAUCUCACCAAGGAGCUGGAAAAUGAGAAGACCAAGAACGCCUGGUUCGCUUCGGAGCUUGCACUAGCACGAAAGGCAGGUUAUUCACGUAGCACCACAAAUACUCCAGCCUUCGACGAACGUUCUACCGAUGCAUUCGGCGAUGAUGACAGACCUCUAGUGGAAGCUUUGCUCCGUAUGCGCGCAGAGUUGGCCAAGGUGCAGGGCUCUAUCGACAGUCAAGCAGAAGCUGCGGCCGCGCGUAUCGCUGAAAUCGAAAAGCAGAGGGAUACCGCCAUCAGCGAGGCCGUCUUUGCUAAAGCAAAACUUGCAGGUCAAGGCGGUGCUUCACCUAUACUGGACUCUAGUCGACAUGGCACUCCUGACACGGAUCGCGUUGGUGACAUGAACAGACGACUUGCAUCUUCACUGGCAGCUCAGACCGAGUUAUCCCGUAAGAUCGACAGCCUCAUCCACGAAAAGGAAGCCGAGAAGCAAGCUCGGCUGUUGGCAGAGGAGACUGCGGAAGCGGCCCAGCAACGCGUCACCGAACUCAACACGGACAGACAACGCAUUGCAUCCGAGAUUGAGUCACUACGCGACGAGUUGCAUGAAGCUCAGAAGACUGCCAGAGAGGCCUCUGCCAAUCAUGCCGAUGCGCUCGCCUCCCACAAACUUCUCGCUGUUGACAAGACUGAACUCACCACUAAACUUGAGAAUACUCUAGCAGAAGCGGCGGAACAUGGUGUGGUUCUUGGGUCUUUACGUGAAGCACUGGCAGCGUCCACCGACAAAUCCAAUCUUCUCGAGGAUCGCCUCGAAGAAGAGAAGACAGGGCGAAACGAGCUCGAACAGCAACUCUCUCAACUUCGGUCGCAACAUGAAGAGCGUGCCAUGGAGCUUGAAACUACUAGCCGUCGCCUCAGAGAUGCAGAAGGUCUUGCCGAAAAACACGCAGCCGAAGCGCGUACUCAUCGUCAAGCUGUCCUAGACGGCCUUGGAAAGAUUUUUAACCGUAGUUCGGAUACUAGCAGCAUUGUUGACGAGCGAGUUACCAUCCUCCAUGGCCAAGUCGAAACGGCCAACACCAUGGCUAGGCAAAAUCAAGCUGCAGCGGACCUUGCCUCCGAGAAGUUGCGUCGUGCGGAAGAGCGUAUUGCUGGACUUGAGUCCUAUCAAGAGCAGGCCUCUCGCGAAGGCUUGACGAUUCGAAAGCAGCUUCAGGCAGCACUCAAGGAAGCCAGAACUUUAGCCGAAGAACGAGCUGACCUGCAGCAGCAGUUGCAGAGUCAGCAGCUUGAAACAAAUGCCAUUGCUGUGCAGCACGGUGCACUCAAAGACAUCCUGUCUGAGCGUGGUGUCAACCCUGUUGAUGUGCGCAAGUCUCGAGGCUUUGACUCGCCUUCAUCGCAGAUCAGAUUUGGCACUCCCGAUAUCCAGCGUGUCAAGGAAUUGGAGCAGCAACUAGAGGCUAAUCUCAGAGCGCACGAAGAGAUGAAGACUAGCCUUGAAGAGAUGCAGGAUCGCGAGGGUCUUACAAGGAAGGAAUACGAGGAGAAGCUUACGACAUUGCACACCGAUCAUCAGGCUGCUGUAAAGUACCUUCGUGGUACUGAGAAGAUGCUCAGCAAGAUGAAGCAGGAACUGCAGCGUGUGAAGAAUCAAGCUGCUGAUUAUGCCAAGGAACUGGAAACGAUGCGUGCCAAAGAGAACGACACCCGUAGCUUGGACCAUGAGUCCAACGCCAAUCACAAUGACGAAAGAGAUGGCCUCCGAAAAGAUCUUGAAAAGAUGAAGACUAACCUAGAGGCUCAAAUUUCGAGUCUCCACCAUCAGCUUGGUGAGAGAGAAACCGAUCUCAGCACUCUGCGUAGCUCUCACGAAACAACGCAAUCGAACUUUGCCGCUCUUCAAUCAACUCACGAAGUCUCACGAGCAGACCUUGAGCGUCUGCAAAGGGAGAAUGCGCAACUGGAGGAGCGUGCUCGAGAUGCUGAGAACAAGGUGCAACUUCUACUUGAUCAGGUAGAGUCUUCUGUCGACAACUACCGGCGCCAAUCGUCAAUGCCAAACGGCAACACGAAUGGUUUCGGCCACCACAGAGCGUUGAGCAAUGUGAGUGCCAGCACUGCCAACUUCAUACCUGCGCACUCUCGAGGCCACUCUCGAGGCGAAUCGAUGGGAGGUGACAGUAUCUACUCCCAGAGUAUUACAGCUUCAGAGAGUGGCGAGAUCGAAGCGCCAGACGGACGUGAUAGCCUCGCGCUCGACAAUCUGGCCACAGAGCUGGACGCUUUGCGCACGCAGUGGGAGACGACCAACAAGUCAUACCGCAUCAGUGAUCUCGAUUUCGAGAAGACUCCGACAAGUGGCACUGCGCCAGCUGAGUUUGGUCUGGACAACUGGAGACGCGGAUUGGAGGUUGGUCACGAUGACGAUGAUGAACGACCGAGCACAUCAGGUUCAGCUGCUCCACCUGUUGCCUCUUCGUCAAGCGCGGCUGCACACCCAGCCGUCAAGGAAAGGGUUUGA
This is a messenger RNA of Aureobasidium musti, 4338 nucleotides long. NCBI's taxonomy places the organism in Eukaryota, Fungi, Ascomycota, Dothideomycetes, Dothideales, Saccotheciaceae. The record is from the annotation of a GenBank genome assembly.